Messenger RNA from Pocillopora verrucosa, 2598 nucleotides. RefSeq lists its product as uncharacterized. Gene Ontology annotation, molecular function: ligand-gated monoatomic ion channel activity; delayed rectifier potassium channel activity. Gene Ontology annotation, biological process: potassium ion transmembrane transport. The record is from RefSeq and is a predicted model, not a curated record. NCBI's taxonomy places the organism in Eukaryota, Metazoa, Cnidaria, Anthozoa, Scleractinia, Pocilloporidae. Gene Ontology annotation, cellular component: voltage-gated potassium channel complex; membrane.
UCAAGAGGAGGAUGUAACGUAAAUUACCAACCCGAGGAAUGUUUUCUCACAGAAAUAUCUGAUAUGCUGUAUGAAAUGUUCAGCAUCGUGUAUUUUUUAUUUCUUCUUGGCACAUCGGCGACAGUGAGCAUGGUUUCAUACCCAAACUGUGACCAGCUCUCGUUGACCGAGCUAAGUUUUGACGUAGAGUUCUGGACGACAAGACCAUACACAAAUUGCCGAGCCCCUUCAACAACAAAGCAGACGAGCUUGCAGUCCUGUACAGAGGGCCUUCUUGGUAAAUUCCUUCACCAGAUGAUCAGGCCCUCUAAAAUAUCCUUCAAACCAACUGGAAACAUGUUCCAAAAGACUUCCUCGAACAACACUAAAAAUGUAACCAUCGCCAUACCUUUUAUGAUAAAAAGGAAUACGAACGAUCCAUGUGAGAUUAAAGUGCAUCACUCCAAAGGACCAGCCUACAUCGCUAAAAGAAAUCAGAUGCAGCCAUUGACACAACUUGGACGGUCGUUUAUUAACGGAGGACAGAUUAUAGGUUUAACACUCAUUCUGACGGUUAUAUCCGGGGUCUUUAUGUGGAUAUUGGAUCGCCACAAGAAUCCUGUGGACUUCCCUCCUUCAUUCAUCAGGGGUUCCUGGCAGGGCUUUUGGUGGGCUUUCGUCACAAUGACUACUGUUGGGUAUGGGGACACUUCUCCUAAGUCCGUUCCAGCUCGUUUGUACAGUAUUCUGUGGAUGUUGUUGGGUAUGGUCGCCUUCUCGGUUCUUACAGCCAAUUUCACGAGUUCUUUGAAUUAUGAAAUUGAAGAAGACUUGAAUCUAUUUGGAAAAACGGUUGCAGUUUUGAAUGGAAGUUUGGCGAGGCAAGUGGCGGUGUCAGAAGGGGCAAAAUACAAAGAAUACAAAGACCUAGAUGCAAUGAUCGCUGCACUGAUUAAACAGAAAAACCCACCCAUAAAUGGUUUCUUAAUUGAUAGACAUAUGGCUGUAGCAAGUCUGGAGCAACUUAAAAACAACACCCUGGCUAUUGGCCGGACUAUUGACUACGAUUACUACAUUGGAAUGAGCGUAACUCCUCCCUACAACUCAACACAGUUGUGCAACGUGAUAAAGAAAUGCGCAACGGAUGUUCUAAAGAGCAAAGACUUUGAACUAACAGCGUUACAGAUUCUUUCUCAUUCAGUUCCUGUGAUAGAGACCGUAAAACAGACAGCCAGUUUAUUUGAAGAUUACGAGUUUCUCAUCAUUCUACUUGCUUUGUUUGGCAUUCUUGUGGGCGGUGGCCUUAUCUGGGAAUAUUUUUAUUAUAAACCCAAAAUGGAGCGAAUAAACAAAGUAAACGACUUUGAAAUGGAAGGAGAUGACGGAAGAAAGGAAUCAGAGAGGGCCAUCCUGUACACAAAUGAAGUUGAAGAAAUGUGUGAGGAAUGCAAGGCGAAGGUAGAGAACAUCAUGAAAGAGGAAGGAAAGAAAAGGUGGCAGAGCAUGCAGACCAUAAUAAGUCCGUUGGAAGGGUUUUCUAUUAUCGGUAGUCAGUUGAGUUCUAUCCCUGGUGUUUCAUCCAUCAGAAGAAUUGGUUCAGAGAUUCCCCACAAUGUUCAAAACUUGACGAGAAAAUCAAAAAAGAACAAAAAAGAUGGAAUGCAACCGUAAAAGCCGACAAUUAAAAAAAAAACAUUGAUAUCUUUCCGUAUUUCAGUAUUUGGAAAGUAUGGCUCCGGAAUUGUUCCAGGAGACUGGACUAACAACUAAAUUCCAUGUGAUGUUCAUAAGGAAUUAGUGCAUGUGACCAAAUGAACUGAUUUUUUCCUAAGUAGAUUAGGAGGUUCAAACCAUAUUGAACACGUCUUGGAGUGUAAACGACCCAAACUUACACAUACUGAAUGAUUUCGCCUGAGCAGAUUUAUGAACGGCCAAGGGCUGCCAUUUAAGCUUUCAUAGAACCCGGCGUCUCUUUAGAAGUAUAGUAUAGUAUAAUAUAGUAUAAUCUAGUGCAGAGAGAUCACAUUAAGUUCUUGUCCCAAUUUUUUGGUCCUAGUUUUCUCAGUUUUCUGAAUUCUCCUCUCACCAAAUUGCUCUUUAAAUUCGUUUUGAUACAAAUAACUUUUUUCACCUCAAAUCCAUUUCAAAUGAUCAACUAACUGUGAGACAAUUUUGUCAUCCAUGUAACUAUCUUAGAACUAAUGCCUUCAACUAAAUAUUUUGUUAACGUUUUUCUUAUUUAGUAGUUAGAACCGAUGCCUUUAGUUAAAUAUUUUGUUGACGUUUUUUUCUUGUUUAGUAGUGAGUCAAUGAAGGUAUUUUCUAUAACAAUACUUUAAAUAGUUUAUUAGUCUCCACACAGUGGAUGGAUUACAUUUUUCACAGAUUUAACAACAGUGACUAAAAGAAAAGACUCUGCAUAGCAAACAAAUUAGCUUUCUCAUAAACGUAAGGCGAUUCGUAACAGAGCAGCACUGUCAUGGUGUAUUCUAGAACUACGAUCGUAAGUAGCUAUAUAAUUUUGUUAUGCAAAUCGUUAAGUGUCCCUGUGGAAAUAAAUUUAAAAUAUUGUAAAAAAUUUGGUAACAGCUGUAAUAAACACGCCAUUGACAGAUUUAA